Molecule: messenger RNA, 1619 nt
Organism: Pristis pectinata (smalltooth sawfish)
Lineage: Eukaryota; Metazoa; Chordata; Chondrichthyes; Rhinopristiformes; Pristidae
Product: SPARC-related modular calcium-binding protein 1-like
Biological process (GO): extracellular matrix organization
Cellular component (GO): basement membrane
Molecular function (GO): protein binding; calcium ion binding; heparin binding
Source: RefSeq, a predicted model, not a curated record
UCCGGUUAAAAGUGGCAGCGAUUAGGCGGAGUGUGAGCUGCAGAGUGCGGGUGAAGGGAGUCACGGUGCCUGGGCUGGGUCGGUAGCUCUCCUCGGCGGUCACGGAGCCCGGCGCACCGGAGAAUCGCCGCGGAACUUGAUGCUGAAUCUGACAAAAGCAGGAAGAAAGUUUGGAAGUUGACAGCAUCUGAGCAGCGUGUUCCGGGAUCUUUCUCUCCCCCACCACCCGCAAGGGUUGCAGGAUGUCGCCUCUCUCUCUCAUCCUCCUCGCCGUUGAACUCUUUGGCUUCUCCGCACCUUCCAAACCUCCCCGGUUCGACCGGACUCUGUUUCUUAUAGCUGAGAGUGACCGUGGGGGCCUCUGCAACAUUGACUGCUCCAGAGCCCAACAGAAACCAGUCUGUGGGAGCGACAGGAAACUCUACAAAUCCCACUGUGCCUUCCAACGUGCAAAAUGCAGGGACCCGACCCUCGAAACGAUGUCACGGAGUCGAUGCAGCGAGAGGGCUAAAGUAAGAUGCCAGGAAGACAGAGCCCAAGCACUGGCACAAACAAGGAAGGCAACAGACUCCAUCAUUGUACCAGAAUGCAAUGAGGAUGGCUCCUUUGCACAGGUUCAGUGCCAUAAGUUAACAGGCUACUGCUGGUGUGUCACACCUGAGGGCAAACCAGUCAGUGGAUCUUCAGUCCACAACAAGACUCCGACCUGCUCAGAUUCCACAAAGGACAAAGCUUCCCAGAGGGAUCAUGACUCCGGCAGAAUGGAACAAGGAAUCAAGCUUCGAGCUACCACAAGAAGUGAAGCAGUGGAUAAUCCCAAGCAGAAGCCAGUGGAAGAGAAGCAUAAAGAUGCUCUUCUGGUCUCUAAAAAUCCAGGUGAAGUAUCUGUGGUAUCAGCACACAAUUACGUAGAAGUGACUACUAUGUCUGUUCACUACUGGGAUGUGGACCAGCCAGUGUCAUGUGAACAGGAGCGACAAGCUGCCAUCGAAGAAGCAAAACAGCAUCAGUACGAGGGAGCCUUUGUUCCGCAGUGCAGCACUGGUGGAUUAUACAAACAGGUGCAGUGUCACCAAGCCACUGGAUACUGCUGGUGUGUUCAGGUCAAUUCAGGCCUCCCAAUCCAAGGCACAACUGCACGUAAUCAAACACCUGACUGUGGGAGUGGUGCAAGGUCAAAAUCUCUAGAUGGGCCCCUCUUCAGGGAUAGAAAACUCCAAGGUUGCCCUGGUGGGAAGAAGACCGAGUUUGUAACAGGAUUGCUGAAGUCUCUCAUUAUGGAUAUGGCCCAGGCUGGCUCCCAUCUAACAUGGAGAAGGGUUUCUGAAGGAUCAGUUGGCUUUCUGCUGGAAGACCGUGCCAUUCGCUGGUACUUUGGCAGGCUGGACAAGGAUUUCAACAAUGAGAUCUCUGAGAAAGAGCUGAGGCCCUUUAAGGUUUACCUGAGGAAGAAUGCAAAGCCAAGAAAGUGCACCAGAAAGUUCAUUGAAUACUGCGACCUCAAUGGCAACAAGUCCAUUUCACUGAACGAGCUGAAGGGAUGCUUGGGGUUCAUCAAAAGCAGAAGUGUUCACAUAACAGCAACUGAAUGUGGAUUGCCUCCUAACCUGAAGGUCUGA